UUUUUAAAAUCCAAGCACAUGGAUGUGCGAACUGCUUGCCAUUGACCGCGCUGCAUAGCUUUGCAUUAGCAGGCUACUUGUAAUCACUCCUACAGCCACAAAGGCACUGCACAUGACUGACUUUUAAGUGUGAACGCGACCGGAAGCCUAUUCAGCAACGAACUGUGAUAGUAGAAGAAAUAUAACGCAACAUUUUAGUGGCAAUGACAGACUACAGCAGGUUGCAGACGACACCCACUCGAACGACGUACUCCAGUACGGAGCGAACAAAGGGAGCACCUCACGGCUCGCACCCGACGCCCACGAGUCGCGUUCCAAUCUAUGUCCAGAGAAGUCCCAGAACCCCGGCGAAUAAGCCUGGAGCCGGCUGGAAAAAGUGCAGCGUUCUCUGCACGAGCCCCUCCGAAACGGACCGGACGGCUUCCAACUCCACGUCCAACCCGUUUGAUGUCGACCCUGACCAGCUGACGAUGCCGUCUUGCUCGCCGUCUGUCUUUUCGUCGUUUUUCUCUUCAAAAAAUAAACCGGGUUCUAGUUCCAAAAAAUCAUUUCGGUGGUCGAUUGAGCAACUGUCAACAUUUUGGCCGGUGGACAUCGAUGAAGAGUCAAUCCAGUAUGUGUGCUCGAGGGACGACAACGAAGAAUACGAGGUGCAAUCGCAACAAGCCAUUGAGAAGUACUUCUCUCAGAAAGACAUUGUCCCGUCUCCGUGGGUUGUUUCCAACAAGAAUGCAGUUCCGCUGAGUUCGUCGCCAAUAAGCACAGCCUCGUGCAAGACUGCAACCCGUCCCUUGCGUGACAGGAAGAGUCGAAAACGAUCGGUGUGGAGCCAGACUGUUCUUACAAUUCCACCGUCCGUGGACGUGGAAGCUAUUCUCGGUCAGUACUUUAAGUUUGACUGCGACCAACAGCAAUCGGAGCCGCCGUCGGAUCGUAGCAUGUCGUUCCGCGAUACUUCGAGCGGGUCGCUACGACGACGGCUCUUCUGCAAUGGCAUCAACGAACACAGCCCAGCUCCCGAUGAGAAGGCCACCACUUUUGCUUCUAGUCACGCGGAAGAAUGCGGAAAAAAUUGCUCACCGCAAUCGCUGAACCUGUGCUCAAGUCCGAUUGGGCCGGUUCAAGCCAGCUUCCAAGCCGGCACACCAGACAGUGAGCCUAUGCAGUUGUCCCCCAUUUGUAGGACUGACAGACGGACCGCUCUUGGUGACAGUGCCAAGAAAAGAUCCGUGCCAAUUAGGAUUCCUUCUAAAUGUGUACAUGACACACCUGAGAAGUCUGCCCCGGCCACGCCGCCUGAUGAGGAGCCUUCUGAGAUGACGUCUGCCGGGCUUCAAGACACGGACAUGUCUACGAGGGAAAAGGACCCGAAGACCUCCGACCCGUUUGACAGCACGUCCUCCUCCUCGUCCGACAUUGACUCUCAGUGCGGUCGGAUAAGCCUCACGGGACCAAGGUUGUCCGACAUGGACACCGGAUAUCAGACGUAUAACUCAAACGGGAAGCUGGACUCCAUCAACCUCCGCCUCCCGUCCGUCGGAUGCAGUCGGACUGGGGAGUCCGGGGGAUGGGGUUCCCUGGUGAUCUCUCAGCAAACUGACUCCGUUUGACACAGGUGGCUUUUAGUCAAUUUUAGAGAAGCACGAAAGGUGUAUUUGUACAGUAUUAUUACAACGUAAAGUGACAUUGUCUUAGAAGGCAUGUGCCAAUCGUGUGCGCACAUUUUGGAGUCAUAAUCGCAGCAUCACCGAAGCACGAUACAUUUUAGUCAAUUUUAUGAGGCAAGGGGAGAACCAUCGAUCAUAUUUUUUCACCGAGUCUACCUCGUGCAUAGGUAUUGAGGGUGAGGCUAUUUAUAAUAAAACAGCUUUACAAUCUU
Messenger RNA from Ornithodoros turicata, 1879 nucleotides. It is a transcript of the gene bora, whose product is annotated as protein aurora borealis-like. The transcript has 11 exons. The record is from RefSeq and is a predicted model, not a curated record. The coding region runs from base 204 to 1610 and encodes 468 amino acids. NCBI's taxonomy places the organism in Eukaryota, Metazoa, Arthropoda, Arachnida, Ixodida, Argasidae. Gene Ontology annotation, molecular function: protein kinase binding. Gene Ontology annotation, cellular component: nucleus; cytoplasm. Gene Ontology annotation, biological process: regulation of mitotic nuclear division; activation of protein kinase activity; regulation of mitotic spindle organization.